Molecule: messenger RNA, 1107 nt
Organism: Penicillium lagena
Lineage: Eukaryota; Fungi; Ascomycota; Eurotiomycetes; Eurotiales; Aspergillaceae
Product: putative RING finger domain protein
Exons: 4
Coding region: 1-1107 (368 amino acids)
Cellular component (GO): nucleus
Molecular function (GO): ubiquitin protein ligase activity
Source: RefSeq, a predicted model, not a curated record
AUGGCGCACUCAAAGCGCAACACCUCCCUCCCUCACUUUACCUCCUACGAACGCGGCCUACUGCGCUCAACAUGGGGCACAAAGCGCGGCGUAAUCGGCCGCGACAGCUUCCUCCCCUUCGCGUCAUGCCGACUGUGUCUCCAACCCGCGCGCGCGCCGGUGGUGGCCUGUGCUACGAACGGAGACCUGUUCUGUCGUGAGUGCGCAAUCAAUGACCUUCUCGCGCAGCGGCAGGAGAUCAAGCGGCUUGAACGACAGCGCGAUGAUGCGCGGAAGAGGCUGGCAGAGGGGGAGGAGGGGGAGCUUGAGGAGGCGAGGAGGAGGGAGUUAGCUCAGUUUGAGCUUGUUUCUAUGGGGCUGGAAGGUAGUGGCGGUGGAAAUCAGGCUGGGAAGAAGCGGAAGGCGGAGGGGAGUGAGACGGAGGAAGCUAUGGCGAAAUUUAAGGCCAGAGAGGUGGAGAUUGAUGGGGAAAAGGAAGAGGAGGACGAAAAGGAGAGGUUGAAGAAGGAAUUGAAGCGGGAGAAGUCCUUGAACAAAUCCGCUCUACCCUCCUUCUGGGUCCCAUCCCUCACCCCGGGCACGGAUCCCAAUGAAAUCACCGCCCAAAAAGCAGUCAAGCUGACGCCCAUCUGUCCCGCCUCCACGGAGUCUAAUCGGCAUAGCUACUCGCUCAAAUCGCUAGUGGACGUGCAUUUCACAGAAGAAACCGGCGCCGAUGGGACCGUCUCGCGCGUGUGUCCGAGCUGUAAGAAGAAUUUGAGCAACGGGCUUAAAGCGAUGCUCACCAAGCCCUGCGGUCACAUCAUCUGCUCACCCUGCGUAACGAAGUUCAUGACUCUCCACGACACACCGGAUCCGCACGCUUCCAAAGAAGAACAAGCUCGCUCGGCUGCGUUGCACGGGCGGAUGUUGUGUUAUGUCUGCGAGACGGAUAUCACGCCUCGUAAUCCAGAGCAAAACGGCGAGAAGAAGAAGUCCAAGAAGAAGGACAAGGAGAAAGAUGGUGGAGUUCUUCCCGGUUUGGUGGCAGUUUGCUCGGAGGGCACUGGAUUUGCAGGCGGAGGAGGCAAUGUGGCUACGAAGACGGGGGUCGCUUUUCAAUGUUAG